AUGCCGUCCAUAGAGGGCUCUGGCGUCACUGGUACUGCCGAGGAGAACGUGGAGGGCCGGCAGCAGAAGCCUAAGACCUUACCAUACGCGUGGAGCACGUUCAACGCCAUGAGAGAACUCAUACUAAAGAGAAGCCUUUCUCCUGCGCAUGGCUUCGCUGUGGGAAGACUUUUGGACGUCGGUUAG
Annulohypoxylon maeteangense is the source of this 186-nucleotide messenger RNA. RefSeq lists its product as uncharacterized. NCBI's taxonomy places the organism in Eukaryota, Fungi, Ascomycota, Sordariomycetes, Xylariales, Hypoxylaceae. The record is from RefSeq and is a predicted model, not a curated record. Bases 1 to 186 code for a protein of 61 amino acids. The transcript has 2 exons.